UCUCCUUCACCGUUAAUUUAGUGUUGAUGUUUUGUGAGGUGAAAAUGGGUAGAAAAUGCUCACAUUGCGGGAACACAGGCCAUAAUUCAAGGACUUGUACCUCCCGUGGUGCUGUUGCUGGUGGACUUAGGCUAUUCGGAGUUCAAUUUCCCUUAUCUUCCAUUCCUAUGAAGAAGAGUUUUAGCACUGAUUCCCUGUCAACAUCUUCUUCUUCACCAACACCUUCUUUAUCAACAUCUUCACGCGUUACCAUCCAUCAUAGUUCUAAUGGCUAUCUUUCUGAUGGCCUUAUUGCACCUGCUCAAGAUAGGAAAAAAGGUGUGCCGUGGACUGAAGAGGAGCACCGGAUCUUCCUGAUUGGGCUGGAAAAGCUUGGAAAGGGUGACUGGAGAGGCAUCUCUAAGAAAUUUGUGACCACAAGAACUCCAACACAAGUAGCGAGUCAUGCACAGAAAUAUUUCCUUAGACAGAGCAGCCUUAACAAGAGAAAACGCCGUCCCAGUCUUUUUGAUCAGGUGGGAAGCUAUACAUUUUCAGAUCAAAUGCUUAAUCCCGGCAGUUCUAAGACUAAUGAACCUUCUGAUUUUCGUGGGUUGUUAUUGAAGGCAAUAGAUGCUACCCCAACCAAUCCCAACUCCACCAACUUGGACCGUGGAAGCAUUAAUAUUUGUGAUCCUGAGUUGGCUUCGACUUCGUCCCUUAAUUCAUUGCCUAAAUGGUUUAAUGAAUCGUUCAACUUCAAGCCUGCUUGUUUCAGUUUAACAGUGCUCAAAGGUAGAGGUGCGCCGCCUAAUUUAGAGCUUACACUGGCAGCUCCACCAGUAUCACUGGAUCAAAGUAAAGCUCGUUCAUGCGACCUUCUAAUUGGACCCAUUAGUGUAACAUGAAUAACAGUUAUGUUAAUUAGCAGAUCAAUGAACACGAACACAUGUCUUAUGUAUAUUGUUUUAUAUAUGAUUUUCAUCUGCACCAUCAUAACACGUCCAGCUUCUCAUGGUUUAAUGGUAUAAUCAGAAUGUUAAA
Pistacia vera is the source of this 1023-nucleotide messenger RNA. Its product is annotated as transcription factor KUA1-like. Lineage: Eukaryota; Viridiplantae; Streptophyta; Magnoliopsida; Sapindales; Anacardiaceae. The transcript is spliced from 3 exons. Gene Ontology annotation, molecular function: DNA binding; zinc ion binding. The coding region runs from base 27 to 887 and encodes 286 amino acids. The record is from RefSeq and is a predicted model, not a curated record. Gene Ontology annotation, biological process: response to auxin; response to gibberellin; response to ethylene.